AUGAUGCUGGUGAUUUCCAGAUAUUACGCCAUGGCACUAUGGCAUCUGGUGUGGAGGCCCUACGCCGUGACCCGAUCGCUAGGACGACAGGGCAUUCGAGGGCCACCGUAUACAUUCGCCGUCGGGUCCCUGGGGGAGUGCAAGCGGAUGAUUGUUGCUGGGAGAGCAAAGCCUCUCCACGCCGGCUGCCACGACUACACCUCCCUCGUGCAACCUUUCUUCCAGAAAUGCACUUCUGACUAUGGAAAAACAUUUCUGUUUUGGCUCGGACCAAUACCGUCAAUCUGUUCUACUGACAUCGAGCUAGUCAAAGAAGUGCUCGCAGACAGGACAAACUUAUUCCAAAAGGACUACCUCAACCCUAGUUUGGAAGUAUUUUUUGGCAAAGGGCUUGUGCUUGCAAACGGAGACGACUGGAAGAGACAGCGCAAAGUUGUCCACCCAGUUUUCAAGCAAGAGAAGCUCAAGUCCGUGUCCGCUCUAGCGUCCAAGGGUGCACAGAAGAUGAUGGAGGAAUGGUCCGCCAAGAUACAAAUGAGCAACACAUAUAAAACCAAGAUAGACAUGAGAAGUUACUCGGAAAAGUUGGCCCUAGGAGUCAUUGAAGGUGUGAUCUUUGGCCAGAAAACAAAGGAAUCUGGUGAGGUGUUUGUUGCUCUUAAGGAGCUCGAGAAGCUUGCGGUACAAGCACUUUUAGCACCCCCUAUACCUGGGUUCAGGUAA
Molecule: messenger RNA, 723 nt
Organism: Triticum turgidum subsp. durum (durum wheat)
Lineage: Eukaryota; Viridiplantae; Streptophyta; Magnoliopsida; Poales; Poaceae
Source: the annotation of a GenBank genome assembly